This is a messenger RNA of Pseudocercospora fijiensis CIRAD86, 1633 nucleotides long. RefSeq lists its product as uncharacterized. Gene Ontology annotation, cellular component: membrane. Bases 22 to 1596 code for a protein of 524 amino acids. The record is from RefSeq and is a predicted model, not a curated record. Gene Ontology annotation, biological process: carbohydrate transport; transmembrane transport. Gene Ontology annotation, molecular function: carbohydrate:proton symporter activity. The transcript has 4 exons. NCBI's taxonomy places the organism in Eukaryota, Fungi, Ascomycota, Dothideomycetes, Mycosphaerellales, Mycosphaerellaceae.
CAACCCAAAAAUUGACACAUCAUGGGAGGAGCAACGCCCUCUGGAGGCCUGAACCUCAACAUCAACUGGAAAGAGCAUCGCUGGGCAAUUUUCUUUUGCUUGGUGGCUACGAUUGGUGCAUUAUGCUAUGGUUAUGAUACCAUCUACUACACCGGCAUCCAGGGCAUGAGAUAUUUUGCCCGCGACUAUGGCCAGCAAGAAGCCGACGGCAGCUACGAGCUUGGAACGACCUUUUUGUCCGUAUCGGCAUCGAUCAUCUACGUUGGGGAGUUCUGUGGAGCACUUCUGGCGGCACCCAUCAACGACAAAUUGGGCCGGAAAGCUGUCUUCGCAUGUGCUGCCACCUGCAUCAUCAUUGGUGCAAUUGUGCAAGUCUGCGCCUAUAGAAUCGCCGGCGUAUUCUACCUUGGCCGUGUCUUCGUCGGCUUGGGCGUUGGGCAGUUCACGGCGACCUGUCUGAUGUAUGUUGCAGACGUUGCUCCAAGCGCGAUCCGAGGACCAGCUUUGAUGAUGUUCCAAUUCAUGCAAUCCAUCGCACAAUUUGUGGGAGCCUGCGUGAACCAAGGGACUGAAAAUAUCGAUGGCGCCGCUCAAUAUCGACUUCCUAUGGGACUUUUAAUCAUCCUUCCACUGACGAUGCUGAUCCUGCUUACCAUAACCCCGGAAUCGCCAGUGUGGUACAUGUCAAAGAACAGGCGCGGAGAUGCUAAGAAGUCGUUGGAGAAAAUCAAUCGCAGUGCGCCGUCCUACAAUGCCGAGACAGAUCUGAAAGUCAUCGAGGACCAGAUCAACCUUGAACGAGAAAUGGCAGCGGAGUCGAGCUGGUCGUCACUAUUCUUGGACCCUGUCGAGCGACGCAAACUCUUCUACGCCUGUGGAGUAAUGUUCGUGCAGCAGAUCAACGGUAUUCAGUUCUGGUAUACCUAUGGCGUAGUCUUCGCCCAAUCAAUCGGAGUCGGUGAGCCAUUCACCAUCAACACGAUCAUCUAUGUCGUACAGAUCAUCACUGUUGGCCUAUCCGUUGUUUUUGGCAACCGUAUUCGAAGAAGGACGAAUUUGCUCGUCUGUACGAUUGGAAUGCUGGCAUCGCUCGUUGCUGUUGGAGGGCUCGGAACGGCGAAAGACGCAGAAGGAAACUUCUCUCGCGGUGUUGGGAUCGGUAUUGUCGUCUUUGCAUAUUUCAACAUCGUAUUCUACAACUUCUCGAUUGGCACCCUUUCUUACACCAUCGCAUCAGAAAUGGCUGUUGGACGAAACAGAAACAAAAUUACCUCUUGCGCUCUUGGCACGUUCUUCUUCACCGUCUGGUUGAUGGUCUUCACAAGUCCUUACAUGUACUACGAUGCGAAUCUUGGACCGAUGGUCGGCUUCGUCUACGCCGGCACCACAUUACUCCUCCUCGCAUACUCUUGGUUCUGCGUCGGCGAAACUACAGGCAGGACCAACGAUGAACUCGAACGUUUCUUCAUCGAAAACAUUCCUGUUCGAUUGUGGAUAUCUCAUGUUUUCGAGAACGAUACUUCCUCGUCAGUUUACAGCGAUGGAAAGGAAAAGGACGCUACAGCCUUAGCAGUACGGGUUAAACAAAAAGUCUGAGAAGAGUUGGCAAGCUGCCUCAUAUCUCCUUCGUAGC